Messenger RNA from Oryza brachyantha (malo sina), 3913 nucleotides. Its product is annotated as calcium-transporting ATPase 5, plasma membrane-type-like. The record is from RefSeq and is a predicted model, not a curated record. Gene Ontology annotation, cellular component: membrane; intracellular membrane-bounded organelle. The transcript has 35 exons. Gene Ontology annotation, biological process: calcium ion transmembrane transport. Bases 99 to 3326 code for a protein of 1075 amino acids. Gene Ontology annotation, molecular function: ATP hydrolysis activity; calmodulin binding; ATP binding. NCBI's taxonomy places the organism in Eukaryota, Viridiplantae, Streptophyta, Magnoliopsida, Poales, Poaceae.
GGGCCACGCACACCACGGGGAGGGCGGAGAGGCGGUCGCAGCGCACGCGAAAACCCAAGGUCCCUCUCGGUGCUUCGGGUGUCUACUUCUCUCCCACAAUGGCGUCGGGGGCGCCGCCCCUGGAGAUCGGCGCGCCGGCUGGGGAGGAGGAGGAGGACCGGGAGGUGGAGGAGGAAGAGGACGCGUUCGAUAUACCCAGUAAGGACGCCUCGCACGAUCGCCUGCGGCGGUGGAGGCAAGCUGCUCUUGUGCUCAAUGCUUCACGUCGUUUUAGAUAUACUGUAGACUUGAAAAGGGAAGAGCAUAAAGAAAAUUUGAAAAGAAUUGUACGAGCUCAUGCACAAGUUAUACGGGCAGUAUUUCUUUUCAAGGAGGCCGGUCAAGAGGAGAUAGGAAAAGCUUACACUGGUACGAAUUUGGAGUCACUUCCUCAUAUUUUUCCAAUUGAUCUGGAAAAGCUUAUAAUGCUGAAUAGAGAUCAUGAUGCCAUUAUUUUUCAUGAGGUUGGAGGGGUUGGGGGCCUAUCAGAUUUACUAAAGAGUGAUGUAGACAGAGGAAUUAAUCCAAAUGAGGAUGACGUGAUGUUGAGGAGAGAGAUUUUUGGAGCAAACACAUAUCCAAGGAAGAAAAGAAGAAGCAUAUGGCAUUUUGUAUUUGAAGCUUGUCAGGAUUUAACUCUUGUGAUUCUAAUGGUAGCCGCUGCUAUAUCAUUAUCAUUGGGGAUGGCAACAGAGGGUAUAAAAGAUGGAUGGUAUGAUGGUGGGAGCAUAUUCUUUGCUGUUUUUCUUGUUAUAUUUGUUACAGCAACCAGUGAUUACAGACAAUCUCUUCAGUUUGAUCAUCUGAAUGAGGAGAAACAAAACAUACAAGUUGAGAUUAUUAGAGGUGGUAAGCGAAUAGGAACUUCAAUAUUUUCUCUUGUGGUCGGCGAUGUUGUUCCUCUCAAAAUUGGUGACCAGGUUCCUGCAGAUGGUGUCCUGAUAUCUGGCCAUUCUCUUGCAAUAGAUGAAUCGAGUAUGACUGGCGAGUCUAAAGUUGUUCAUAAGGAUCAAAAGGCACCUUUCUUGAUGUCUGGCUGCAAGGUCGCAGAUGGAUGUGGCUCUAUGUUGGUCACAGGUGUAGGUACCAAUACUGAAUGGGGUAUGUUGAUGUCUAACCUUUCCGAGGAUAUUGGUGAAGAAACCCCAUUACAGGUGCGUUUGAAUGGUAUUGCCACUUUAAUUGGAAAAGUGGGGUUGUCAGUUGCUGGUGUGGUCCUUGCUGUACUUUUGAUAAGAUAUUUUACUGGGCACACCAAGAAUCCAGAUGGGACUACCCAAUUUCUGGCUGGAACUACUGGUGUGAAACAUGGCUUUAUGGGGGCAAUUAGAAUUUUCACAAUAGCGGUGACUAUUGUGGUUGUUGCUGUGCCUGAAGGACUUCCUUUAGCAGUAACAUUAACCCUUGCGUAUUCAAUGCGAAAGAUGAUGCGGGACAAGGCUAUGGUGAGACGACUUUCAUCUUGUGAAACAAUGGGAUCAGCAACUACGAUUUGCAGUGACAAAACUGGUACCCUUACCCUAAAUAAGAUGACUGUUGUGGAAGCAUAUUUGGGUGGAACAAAGUUGGAUCCCUCUGAUAAUACCAGGAUGAUCUAUAGCAGUGUAGCUGCUCUGCUUAUUGAAGGGAUUGCACAAAACACUGCAGGGGAUGUGUUCUUGUCUGAGGAUGGAGGUGUUGCUGAAGUUACAGGUUCACCGACUGAAAAAGCAAUUCUUUCAUGGGGUCUUAAGAUUGGGAUGAAAUUCAAGAAUGAAAGAUCGAAAUCUUCAGUUCUUCAUGUAAUUCCAUUUAAUUCGGUGAAGAAACGUAGUGGUGUUGCGGUUCAGGUGUCAGAUGUCUCUGUUCACAUCCAUUGGAAAGGUGCAGCUGAGAUACUACUAGAGUCUUGCAAAAGAUGGAUUUCUUUUGAUGGUUUAGUUCAGCCAAUGAGUUCUGAGAAGCAUAAUGAAUUCAAGAGAUCAAUUGAUGAUAUGGCAAUGAGUUCACUGCGAUGUGUUGCUUUUGCAUAUUGCCCUUAUGAGCUCAAAAUGGUUCCAAGGGAGGAACUAGAUAAGUGGCAAUUGCCUGAGGAAGAUCUUAUUCUUCUUGGGAUGGUCGGUAUUAAGGAUCCCUGUCGCCCAGGAGUGAAGAAUGCUGUACAAGUAUGCAGUACUGCCGGUGUAAAGGUGCGUAUGGUCACUGGAGAUAAUGUUAAAACAGCUAAAGCUAUAGCUUUGGAGUGUGGAAUAUUAGAUGCAGAAGAUGUUGGCACAGAGCCAACAGUAAUAGAGGGGAAAGUGUUCCGUGAGAUGUCUGAAACUGCACGAGAAGAGAUUGCUGACAGGAUUAAAGUAAUGGGAAGAUCAUCUCCAAAUGAUAAACUCUUACUUGUCCAGUCAUUGAAAAGAAAAGGUCAUGUCGUAGCUGUUACUGGCGAUGGAACCAAUGAUGCUCCUGCAUUGCAUGAGGCUGAUAUAGGUCUUUCAAUGGGCAUCUCAGGGACAGAAGUUGCUAAAGAAAGCUCAGACAUUAUAAUAUUGGAUGACAACUUCACAUCUGUUGUCAAGGUUGUUCGUUGGGGGCGGUCUGUCUAUGCAAAUAUUCAGAAAUUCAUCCAGUUCCAACUUACUGUUAAUGUUGCCGCCCUAGUGAUAAAUGUGGUUGCUGCUGUGUCCUCUGGUGAUGUGCCACUGAAUGCUGUUGAGCUUCUUUGGGUGAACCUCAUCAUGGACACAUUGGGAGCUCUUGCAUUAGCAACUGAAUCACCGUCAGAUAGCCUAAUGAAGAGGCAUCCUGUUGGUCGAAGAGAACCUCUUGUGACAAAUGUUAUGUGGAGAAAUAUACUUAUCCAGGCUCUUUACCAGAUAGUAGUUCUUCUCAUCUUCAAUUUUGAUGGAAAAAGGAUUCUGCAUUUACAGGAUGAAAAUCGAGAGAACACUGAUAAAACGAAAAACAGCUUUGUCUUCAACGCAUUUGUCUUCUGCCAAAUAUUCAAUGAGUUCAAUGCUCGCAACCCUGAAGAGAAGAAUGUCUUCAGAGGAGCUACAAACAACCACCUUUUCACGGGGAUAGUGGGUGUAACUACUGUACUGCAGAUAUUGAUGAUUGAGUUUCUUGGGAAGUUCUUCAACACAGUCAGGCUUAGUUGGAGACUGUGGCUGUUGUCAGUUGCUGUUGGUGCAAUAAGCUGGCCCCUCGCGUACCUUGGGAAAUUUAUUCCCGUGCCUAUCAGACCUGUCCAGGACUACUUGAAGCAUUAUUCCUGUCGGGAAAGGCCACAACAAGACGAAGAGCAAGGCAGCUAAGACCUGAGGCUUUGCAGAUAUCUGCAUCUUCAGGUGCUGAGAAUCAACUUUUGGAGAAGCUGCAGCCAGCGCCGAAGAACUAGCUUCUGUUUCAGGUGGAGUUGCAGAGAGCCAGGAAAGCAAUCAAUGUAAGCCUAUAUAAGGUAUAAGUUGAUUGAUGAAAAUUGGCCAUAAGCAAUAAGAGGAAGCUUGUUCACCGCCUGCAGUGCACUGAAAAAAAUUAGCAGCGUUCAACGUGUUCAGUACUACUAAUCAGACCAACAAAUAAAUAGGCUGCAUAUUUGUUCCGAGACUGUAAUGAACAUUUCAGAUUAGUUGUGAUGGAACAUUUCAGAUUUUGGAUCUUCGUUUUACUUAGAAACACUUUUGUCUCUUUGCUGAAGACAUGCUGGCGCAUGUCAUAUUCAUUGAUCAAAUGGUCAGGCUGUACAAAAUGCAGGUGGAACUUGCGCAUUUUUACAGUAGUUGAUUGCAUGAAAAUGGGCAGCUUGAACAGUUGCAUGCACCUUGUAUUUCUCUUUUGUCAUUUUCAUAGAUAAUUCUCUUCUGUCAUAUAGAGCAUUUUGUUUUGAGAUAGGGAAUUUUGC